Messenger RNA from Loa loa (African eye worm), 438 nucleotides. RefSeq lists its product as hypothetical. The record is from RefSeq and is a predicted model, not a curated record. The transcript has 4 exons. Lineage: Eukaryota; Metazoa; Nematoda; Chromadorea; Rhabditida; Onchocercidae. Bases 1 to 438 code for a protein of 145 amino acids.
AUGAGAAGAUCAGAUUAUUUCAAAGAUGAACGAUGCAAUUGUGCUAAACAAAUGAUUCAAUGUCCAGAAGGACCAAGAGGACCAUCUGGUCAACCAGGUGUUAAUGGAGAAAACGAUGAAGAUGGUUUAGAUGGUAAGCCAGGAAUACCAGGAUUUCUCCUCGGUGAUACCAGUGAUGAAGAAAAUUGUGUAUUAUGUCCUCCUGGACCACUGGAUCUACCAGGAAACAGUGGCGUGCCAGGUUUACGUGGUCCUGCUGGAUUGCCAGGAGCUCCUGGAAGGAAUGGGCGAGCUGGUCCUCCUGGUUUACCCGGUCCAAUGGGAGAAAGCGGAGCUCCUGGACCUACUGGAAAACCUGGAUUACCAGGUCCAUCAGGAAAAAAUCGCACUGUAUCAAGGUAUUUGAAACCUGAAUUAUUUGGGCACCGAAAAAAAUAG